Molecule: messenger RNA, 279 nt
Organism: Trichoderma breve
Lineage: Eukaryota; Fungi; Ascomycota; Sordariomycetes; Hypocreales; Hypocreaceae
Exons: 2
Coding region: 1-279 (92 amino acids)
Biological process (GO): mitochondrial translation
Cellular component (GO): mitochondrial small ribosomal subunit
Molecular function (GO): structural constituent of ribosome
Source: RefSeq, a predicted model, not a curated record
AUGUCAGGGAGCGCCAAGGCCAUCCGCCUCCCCCCCCUCAAGACGCUGCGCGUCCACAAUCCCAAGCGCCAGCCCGAAAACCCUUGCAUCGCAAUCAUGUCCAGCGUCCUAGCCUGCUGGGCCUCUGCAGGCUACAACGCCGCCGGAUGCGCCGCCAUCGAGAACCAGCUCCGCAAAUGCAUGGACGGACCCCCUCCGCCGCCGGCCCCCGCGAACACGAUCAACUACCACCUGUCCCGGAUGCAAAAGUACGUCACGAGCCCGCGGAAGCAGAAAUAA